Molecule: messenger RNA, 1053 nt
Organism: Naumovozyma castellii
Lineage: Eukaryota; Fungi; Ascomycota; Saccharomycetes; Saccharomycetales; Saccharomycetaceae
Product: SDR family oxidoreductase
Exons: 1
Coding region: 1-1053 (350 amino acids)
Source: RefSeq, a predicted model, not a curated record
AUGUCCACUUCUAAAUCUACGGUAUUCGUCUCUGGUGCCUCCGGCUUCAUUGCUCAACAUAUAAUAUCCCUAUUACUCGAGCAAAACUAUAAAGUUAUUGGUUCCGUGAGAUCUAACGAAAAAGCAGAACAUGUACUUUCCAAUUUUAAUCACAACCCAAACUUAACUCUUGAGAUCGUUAAGGAUCUUGCAAGUUUGACUGCCUUUGAUGAAGUCUUUAAGAAACAUGGUGAUGAGAUCAAGAUUGUCUUGCAUGCUGCCUCCCCAGUUGUGUUCCAAGUCGACAACUUUGAAAAGGACAUUUUGAUUCCGGCUGUUAACGGUGUCAAAUCGAUGUUAAACGCUAUAUUAAAGUAUGCUCCUCAAACUGUGGAAAGACUAAUCUAUACUUCAUCCAUUGUGGCCCAAUUCAAUCCAUGUGGGGAAAAUGAGAAAGGUAUGAAGCUUGAUGAAACCACGUGGAAUGAUGCCACUUGGGAAAAUUGCCAAACUAAUGCAAUUAACGCUUAUUCUGCCUCUAAGACAUUCGCUGAAAAGGCAGCUUGGGAGUUCAUGAAGAAGCAUGGUAACGAAGUGAAAUUUAAACUGACUACCAUUCUACCAAGUUAUGUAUUGGGCCCACAACUAAAGAUUGAUUUAUCGAAUGGGAAAUUGAAUCUUUCUUCCGAACUUAUUAACUCAAUUGUACAUGCUAGAGAGGAGAGCCAACUACCAACUCUCAGCUCACGCUUGGGUUACUUUAUUGAUGUUCGUGAUGUUGCUAAGGCCGAGUUGUUGGCAUUCCAAAAAGAUGAAUGCAUUGGCAAGAGGUUGUCUUUGACAUCUGGUACAUUUUCAAUUCAACGUAUUCUGAACGUUAUUCACAAAGAUUUCCCUGAGUUGAAUGGAAAGGUACCAGUAGGAGCCCCAGAUCUCGUAGAAGAAUCAGCAGAUGAUAUAUUUGAUUUUAGUAACGAAGAAACGAAGAAGGCACUAGGGUUUGAGUUUAUUGACUUUAAAACAUCUGUUGAUGAUUCAACUAGACAAAUUCUAGAUGCUGAAAGAAAGAAUUGA